This is a messenger RNA of Polypterus senegalus (gray bichir), 3826 nucleotides long. RefSeq names its product glutamate-rich 3 (gene erich3). The coding region runs from base 137 to 3826 and encodes 1229 amino acids. The record is from RefSeq and is a predicted model, not a curated record. The transcript has 15 exons. NCBI's taxonomy places the organism in Eukaryota, Metazoa, Chordata, Cladistia, Polypteriformes, Polypteridae.
UUGAAUCUACAUAUACCUACAGCAAUUUCCAUUAAACAUCUUCAGCAUUUCUACCGUUCAGCCUUGCAGAGGUGUACAGUAGGAAUAUUUGCGGCUUACCAUCAAUUUAUUUAUGAUUUAAGUGAGACAAAAUGAGAUGUGGAGGUUCUGCUGCUAUAAAAUGGCAGACACAAUUGUCCAACUAAUAGCAGCCUACAACAGUCUAACCGAUAGGCAUCUAAUUGGAUACUUUAACAACACAAGAGUACGACGGCAUCUAAGAAGAGCAGGACUGGUUACCAAAAAUGGCAGAAUCGUACCAGAGAAAGAAUAUAAAAAUAACCUUCUGCAAAAGGACCAUGAAAGAUACUUACGGGAAAGUAUUGCACAAGCAGUUUUUCAGAAAGUACUAGAUUUAGAGCGCCAUCAUAAACUGGAAAUAAGAAAGAAAUUAGAAGAAAUUACACUUAAAAGACGAACUUCCAAGAUCAAGGCAAAGAGGUUAAGGAAACAUGAUGAUUCACUGCCUAUGCUGUCUCCACAUCCACCAACUUAUCCAAGGAGUCAACAUGCACAAGUGCCAGAGGAAGAUAGAGAGCCUUCUGAGGGAUCAGAUUCUUUACUUACUCCCCGCCCAUACACAGCACCUGGGAAAAUGCAACGACCGGUUCGUCUAGAGCCAAUCACUAAGGACACUGCACCUUCUCAAAAAAGGACUGUGUCAGGUGUAAGAAAGAAGUAUCAAAGCGAAGAAGCUCAACAUACACCCAGAGAGUUUGGCAAAGAAGAUCAAAAAUAUUCUACUAAGGAUUUUGCCUGUGAAGUUUCCCCCUAUCUACUUCCAGUUAUAAAUAAUUAUGUGGUCCCAGUUCCACCUCCUUCUAGAAAAGAAAAGAAUUCAAAGGGAAAACCAAAGGGAACAGUCGGGGGUAGAAGGCUGCGGCCCACAACUGCACCAAAUUUGCUGGGUGUAACAAAGGAGUCUACCAAAUAUCACAAAAACGUAAUUCACAGUAAUGUAGUAUUAACUAUGGUGUAUUUUGGAAGAACUGUCCAUUUGACGUUUGAGGCUCUAGGGCUAAUUAAAGAAGAAGUGAAAAUUCUACAACAGCACUGUGGUGGAGAAAAUCUAUGCAUUUACCAUGGAAACCUAUCAGUAGGAGAAACAUUUCAGUUUAUCUCAAAGAGACAUCAUGGCUUUCCAUUCAGCCUUAGUUUUUACGUCGAUGGGUUACUAGUUGAUAGGCUCAGUUCUUGCUGUGAAUUUAAACAUCGAAGAGGAUCUAGGCUUGGUGGGAAAAAUGGCCCUUUUGGCUUUCUCAACAUUGAAGGAGCUACACCCUGUUACAAGUGUAUUAUUUCAAUGGGAUUAGAUAAAAAGCCAACUCCUCCUAAAAGAAUGAAGGAAGAGAGCGACGAGAAGACACAAAAAGAUGACGAAUAUGAAGAGGAUUUUGAAGGGGAUGCAGAAGUCAAAGUGAAAAAGGAAUCGGAUAUUGAAAGCAAUGAGUCAGGUUCAGAUAAAGGAAAGACAAUGAGCGAUGAAGAGAAGGCAAGCUAUUCUGGUUCUGAGUCAGAGUAUGAUGACAAAUCAGGUGACAGAGGUUCAAGGUCUUCUAUGUCAUCCAUGUACUCAUUAAGUAGCAGCAAAGAUGGCACAGAGAGUCAAACCGAGGAUGUAAAAGAUACAGUUCAGGAAGAGACUCUCAAAGCCUCCUACAGUUCAUCAGGAGGGGACCUGGAAUCUGCUAGUGAAGUUAAAGAUCAUGAAUGUGAUGAAGAGGGAAUAACUGAAAAUUCUGAACAUCACAAAGCAGGAACACCACAACCAGAACAGGCUGAGAAUCUUCAGAGUAGUGAUCAAGGCUUAAGUGAAGACAAAGCACAUGAAACGGUAUCUGACAUUGAUGAAGAACUUACUGAGGGGGGCGCUGCGACUGACACACUGGAAAGUGUCCGACUGACACCUGAAGAAGCAGGACCCGAAAACACUGAAGAUGCAGGACCUGAAAAUGCUUAUUCUGAGUCAUUCACUUUGGAAUCAGCAUUAGAAAAUGACACUGCAGAAUCACAGCCCCAACAAGAAACUGAACCUCCUGAAUGUAGUGGUGAGUCCAAAUCUAUUCAAGAGAAAAUUUCAGAGGCUAUUUUAUGUGAGUCAAGAUGCAAUUCUGAGCCAGAACCUAGUGACUCCAGUUCUGAUGACGAUGAUGACAAUUCAAGUGCCACUAAUAGGCGAAGACCAUCUGAAGAAAGGUUUAAUGGUGCAGAACCUGAAGUGUGUACAGAGUCAGCAAAAAGCACUAACAAGGAGUCAAACAUGGAAAGUAAAAUGGAGGAAACCGAUCUUCAAACACACUCUGAAAGCAAAUGCUUGAAGUCUGAGCCAGAUGAAGAUCAUGAAGACAUUAAAGCUUAUGCCCUACCAGAUCAUGAGUGUGAGAGAGAGGUAGAGCAGGCUGAGAAUGAAAUCCCAAGUAAUAACAGAAAUGAACGACCUGAAUCUAUAACAGAGGCAGCACAUUUUGAAGCUAAUACUGCUGAGGAAUCUCAGUCUGAAGCAGCGCAACUUGAGAAUACAGAGGUUGAAGCAUACAUAAUAGAUGCAAGUUUUGAAGAUGAUGGUGAUUCUGAAGUGAACGAAGCUGGUGAAGAUAAGACAGGGAUAGAGGCUCAAGGAGAAGGUGAGGCUCAAGUAGAAGUAGGGUCUGAGGGUAAGAUGGAAAAUGAUAUGGGUGAAUUAGAGAUUAAUGCUAAGACAGAUGAAAUAGUGGCAGAGACUGAGGCAAGUUCAGAGCCUACAGAGGCAGGGACUGAUGCUAAUUCAGAUGAUGUUGAGGCUGACAAAUUAGAAACUGACAUUGAAGAGGCUGAGACUGAGGCUAACACAGAAGAGGGUGACCCUGAGGUUGUUGCAGAGGAGGCUGUAGAAGAGGCAGAACUUGAGACAGAACCUGAGGCUAACAUUGAUGAGACACAGGUUGAGGGUAAUACUGAGGCAGAUGCUGAAACAAAUGUGGAACAGGGUGAGCCAGAGACAGAGAACGAGGCUAAUGUAGAAGAUGGUGAACAUGAGGCAGAGGCUGAGGUUAACGCAGAUGAAGCUGAACCAGUAACACAGUCAAAUGCUAAUCUGCCUGGGACAGAACAUGAAGCCAACAUAGAGGAGGAGACUGAGACUGCACCUCAGGCCAAAGAGCAUGAUGCUGAGAAUGAGCUUGAAACUAACAUAGACAUGGCUGUGCCUGAACUUGAAGCUGAUGUGGAUGAGGCAGAGCCAGAAUCUAAUGAAGAUGUUGCAGAGGCUGAGACUGAAGUUAACAUAGAUGAGGCUGAGCCAGAAGCCGAAGCUAUUUUAGAAGCAGCUGAACCUGAGGCUAACAUUGAGGAGUUGAAUGAGGCAGAGCCAGAGUCCGAGGCAAAUGUAGAUGAGGUCCAGCCUGACCCUGAUGUAAAUGAGGCUGAGCCAGAGGCUAAUAUAGUUGAGGCUGAGCCUGAGCGUAUUGCAAAUGAGGAUGAGCCUGAGCCCGAGGCGGGUGUAGACCAGGCAGAGGUAGAUGAGGCCAAGCCCAAGGCUGAUCCUGAGGCUGAUGUGGCUAAGGCUGAGCCUGAAGCUGAGCCCGAGGCUGAUGCAGAUGAAUGCGAUGGUAAUGCGGACGAGCCUGAGGCUAAUGCUGAUGAACGCGAGGCUAAUGCGGACGAGGCCGAGCCUGAGCCCGAGGCUAAUGCGGACGAGGCCGAGCCUGAGCCCGAGGCUAAUGCGGAUGAGCCCGAGGCUAAUGCGGACGAGGCCGAGCCUGAGCCCGAGGCUAAUGCGGACGAGGCUAAUGCGCCAGCCCGAGCCUGA